Messenger RNA from Dryobates pubescens (Downy woodpecker), 766 nucleotides. RefSeq names its product ADP ribosylation factor like GTPase 8B (gene ARL8B). The transcript is spliced from 7 exons. The coding region runs from base 113 to 673 and encodes 186 amino acids. Gene Ontology annotation, biological process: anterograde axonal transport; protein transport. NCBI's taxonomy places the organism in Eukaryota, Metazoa, Chordata, Aves, Piciformes, Picidae. Gene Ontology annotation, molecular function: GTPase activity; GTP binding. Gene Ontology annotation, cellular component: lysosomal membrane. The record is from RefSeq and is a predicted model, not a curated record.
GGGGCGAGCGGGGCCGUGUGGGAGCGCGCCGGUGUCCGCCAGCCGCCGUCGGAGCCAGUCCCCGGGCCCAGCCUCGCCAGCGCCCCCGGCUCGUCCGCUCCCCGCCGCCACCAUGCUGGCGCUACUCUCCCGGCUGCUGGACUGGUUCCGCUCGCUCUUCUGGAAGGAGGAGAUGGAGCUCACCCUGGUGGGGCUGCAGUACUCGGGCAAGACCACCUUCGUCAACGUCAUCGCGUCAGGUCAAUUCAGUGAAGAUAUGAUUCCUACUGUGGGCUUCAACAUGAGAAAAGUCACAAAGGGUAAUGUUACAAUAAAGAUUUGGGACAUAGGAGGGCAGCCGCGGUUCCGAAGCAUGUGGGAACGAUACUGCAGAGGAGUGAAUGCCAUUGUCUACAUGGUAGAUGCUGCAGAUCGGGAGAAAAUAGAAGCCUCUCGAAAUGAGCUGCACAACCUUCUAGAUAAGCCCCAGUUACAAGGAAUCCCUGUUCUAGUACUUGGAAAUAAGAGAGACCUUCCCAAUGCUUUGGAUGAGAAACAGCUAAUUGAAAAGAUGAACCUUGCUGCUAUUCAGGACAGAGAAAUCUGCUGCUACUCAAUUUCUUGCAAAGAGAAAGAUAAUAUAGAUAUCACGCUUCAGUGGCUUAUUCAGCAUUCAAAAUCUAGAAGAAGCUGAAGUCUUCCUGGAGUCUCCAGUACCAGUUGGCCAUAAUCUCAGUUGUCCAUUUCCCUCCAUGAUGAGAUAUUGCCUCCCCCCUCCCCUCUUCCC